This is a messenger RNA of Cynara cardunculus var. scolymus (artichoke), 942 nucleotides long. Its product is annotated as probable ubiquitin-conjugating enzyme E2 C. The coding region runs from base 169 to 735 and encodes 188 amino acids. Lineage: Eukaryota; Viridiplantae; Streptophyta; Magnoliopsida; Asterales; Asteraceae. The record is from RefSeq and is a predicted model, not a curated record. The transcript is spliced from 6 exons.
GUCCCUCAGCUGUCCAUUGUCUGUUGUCAAAUAAAAAUACAAAAAUACUCCCUCUACAGUUCUCUGUUUGCUUUUCAUAAAGCUGGAGAUUCAAUCCCUUCGUAGUGGCGCUACCAAUCCAUCCAUUCAAUUAUCGCAAUCCUUCAUCUCUUCUCUUUCUCUUCGUGAAUGGAGGUUCGUCAGGAACCGCCCAUGGAUAAUAUAUCCACCGAAGAACGCCGCCAUCAACGCCAUCCCUCACCGUCCAAGCACUCAAGAGCUAAAGCGGUUCCCGUCGACACUAAUUCCGUCACUCAGAGGCUCCAGAAAGAACUUAUGGCUCUUAUGAUGAGUGGAGAUCUUGGGGUAUCUGCUUUUCCAGAAGGGGAGAGCAUAUUUAGUUGGAUUGGUACUAUUGAGGGUGGCAAAGGAACUAUGUAUGAAGGUUUAUCUUAUAAACUCUCGUUACACUUUCCCGUGGACUAUCCUUUCAAGCCUCCUCAGGUUAAGUUCGAAACAAUGUGCUUCCAUCCCAACGUCGACCAGUUCGGCAACAUCUGUCUAGAUAUCCUUCAGGACAAGUGGUCUUCAGCCUAUGAUUGUCGAACCAUUCUUUUGUCUAUCCAAAGUUUAUUAGGAGAACCAAAUAUUGAUAGUCCUCUCAACAGCUCUGCUGCUGCGCUCUGGUGCAACCAAGAAGAUUACAGAAGAAUGGUACACAAACACUAUGCAGUUGGAGAAUCUUUUGAGAGCUGAUGCACAAAUCAUGGGUCUACUUUCCUGGUAAGAAAGCAGUAUUGUUAAAUGUGUAGGCAAAAGCUGAAAUUAAAUGAGCUUACAUUCAUUUGUAUACACAGAUUUAGUCUGCUGUAUAGUUGCCUAAACAACACCCAUAUAUAUAUAUAUAUAGGUAUAUUUAUAAUAUAUAUAACGAGUCCUUUAUGGACGUUUUCCUCUCUAAAA